Plasmodium inui San Antonio 1 is the source of this 663-nucleotide messenger RNA. RefSeq lists its product as hypothetical. The coding region runs from base 1 to 663 and encodes 220 amino acids. The transcript has a single exon. The record is from RefSeq and is a predicted model, not a curated record. NCBI's taxonomy places the organism in Eukaryota, Apicomplexa, Aconoidasida, Haemosporida, Plasmodiidae.
AUGAACUUCAUCAAAGAAGAGGAAAAGGACAAGUGCGUGGAGGGACAGGGACGGAAGCUAUUCUAUCUCAAAUCGAGCAAGGAAAAAGAAUACGAGCUGCACAUGGAUGUCUGUCAAGCCAUUGUAGAAGAUUGUCCUAUGUUGGAAGUGUACGUGGUUAGUCCAAAGGAUGGAAACAAUGAAAGGGGUGUAUUUGAAUUUUAUGAGAAUGCCCAGCUUAUAAAAAAAUUUACCAACUGCAGUGUCUCUACAGUGACGUCCUUCAUUAGGAAGUAUAUUCAAAAGGGAGGCUCCUUCCCCACGGAGGCUACCCAAAGUGGUGAAGGCAACUCCACACACAAAUCGGACACGGUGAAAAAGAUAGAGCACUUGAUAGGCAGCAAUAAAAUCAUCCUCUUCAUGAAGGGAAGCAAAACAUUCCCCCAAUGCAAAUUUAGUAACGCAGUUGUGUUCAUGCUAAAUAGCUGCAAGGUGAAGUAUACCACCUUUGAUAUUCUGCAAGACCAGGACGUACGUAAUGAACUGAAAAUUUAUUCCAACUGGCCCACCUACCCCCAGCUGUACAUAAACAAGGAGUUGAUUGGCGGCCACGACAUUAUUAAGAGCAUGUACGAUAGUGGCGAGCUUCGGGACGUGGUGCCCGAGGAAUGCUUCGAGGGGUGA